CUCUUCAAAACUUCAAUUGCACACAAAACUCCCCUCCAAACUCCAAAGCAACUCUCAGAAGUCAGAACAAUAAACAAAUCUAAAAUAAGUUGCAAAAGAAAUAUCUUCUCAAAGAGCUCCCAUGAGCCAUGGCGUCCUGCAUCUCCCCAUCUACUACAAAUCCUCUUCAAAGCACAACCUACAACUCCCGAUUCAAACCACGGGUUCCAAUUUCAAUCACCUUUAUCUGUUCUUCUAAUCACAGGGCGCUAAGGAUGAAUUGCAAUGCGGCUGCAAAGCAGCAGACCGGUCCAGUGAAGAAGCGAACGAAUUCAAAAACAAAGAAAAAGAGGAACCCGGGUAGCAAUAAUAUUGUGGACGCUGACGAUAUUUAUGAAGAUUUUGAGUUCGAAUCGAACGAUGGAGCACCGCCGCCUCCAGAAGCUUACCACCCGUUGCCGCUGCCUAAACCUCCCGCCGGCUUCGUCCUGGAUGAGGAAGGCCGGGUUCUCAUGGUCUCUGAAAAGCGUCUUGUUACGAUUGUGGAUCCAACCAAUAAUUCACCUUUAGAGUGUGUUAUUAGGAGGAUAUGCAGAACUACACAGGGGGUUGAGUGUAUGCUGCUCUGCCCUGUUGAUAUGCCCAUUAUGAUCUUGAAGAGCACAAAUGUCGUGGGGUGGUCAGCUGUCAGUGAUGAUGAAGUUGAAACUAUCCUCCCUAUGGCAGCCUAUGCUCUUGCCAAGAUUCACAUUCAUCUUGUACAUAGUGGGUUUUGCUAUACUGCACGUGGAGGAUUUUGCUAUACAGAGGGUGACAUCUUUGAUCUUUGCACGGAUGAAGGUCAGAGAGAUGACGGUGUGCCAACUGAAGGAGUAGAAAUCACAUGCUUCAAUCUUGACGGUUCUCACUACAUGAUUUUCACACCUUCAGAUCCACUUCUUUUUGUUGCCGUAAAGGAUAAAGAUGGUAUAUUUCAAAUUGCAGAUGAUGAACUGCUGGAAGACCCAGCAAUUGUACGUACAAUUGAUGAGGAGACAGAAUUCAAUGCUUUAGUGGAAGAGGAGAUUGCCCUUUUCGAGUCGCUUUUGGGUGAAAGAUGACAACACCCAGUAUCGUAAUAUGGAACUAUCCCUGUAUACAAGAUUACAAGUACACAUGAGUGCCCAUCUUGAGGAUAGACUAGAAGAUGGCGAUGUAUAUGGCGGCAACUAGUCUGUGUUGCCGUUAGGUUUUUGUUGAUGGUUGAUGCACAUGCACCUGGCCACUUGUCCUUCCGUCACGUAUUACUAUUAGGGAAAAGUACAAAUAUAUCCUUUUAGUAUGGAUGGAGAAACAAAUGUAUCUCUGUUCUAUUUAUUAGAAUCUAUUUAUUAGAACAAAUAUACUCUUUAGCUUUUAAAAAGUGUAAAAAUAUCCCUCAUAUUCUUACAAAAGAGCAAAUUUAUUCUUAUUAACUUUAAAUAGAUAAAAUAAAUUUCAA
This is a messenger RNA of Cuscuta epithymum, 1459 nucleotides long. The record is from the annotation of a GenBank genome assembly. Lineage: Eukaryota; Viridiplantae; Streptophyta; Magnoliopsida; Solanales; Convolvulaceae.